CCUCUGCCCUCUCGCGCGAGUUUCCGGGGUCCCUACAUUUCCUAGCAACGCUCCGGCUCCUUGGAUACGAGCUAGAGGAAGCUCACUCACUGUGGCGGACGGACAACAACAACGUCAACAACAUGGAACCCCCAGAGAGGGUGGUGGGAUCUUCUCAGGUGCCAGGUGAUGAAGAUGCGAUUCAGUCUGUUGGACAUGCAUCCAGAAAUCAACUAGAAGCUCAAAGUUCCAGUCAGGACCAGCGGCAGCCCAGGCUGGAAACACAUGGCUGGGAGCUUCAACAGGGGCGCUCUUUUCAGCAAGAAUUUCAGGACAGUAACCUGUCUCCAGCCCUUUCAUUGUUGCCUGUAAACUUCACUGAAUAUUCUUUAUUCCAACAAAGUGACAAUGAAUUUGCCCUUUUAAGGGCGUACCCUGACCUUUCCAUGGCAUCGGAGAGGUUUCACGUUCCACCCCAGGAUCGCACUACUCAGGCCUCUGAACGUGGCUCACUGUCCCAGCACCCUUUGGCCCAGGCAACCAUCAUGUCUGAAGAAGAAGUAAGCAGCUGCUGCUCUCUGUCCCAGCACAGUUUGUCACUAAUAAACGAAGGCGGACGAGAGGAAACUGUUCACUCCCCAGUGAUUGCCACCACUGACAGACAGGGAGUAUCAUCCGGAGAUGACACGGGUAGCAGAGAGAAGGACUUAGAGACACUUACUGACCCUCCAGAUAAGCCAGUAGGAGAGGCUGACGAAGAUGAGGCAUUCUUUCUGAGUAAGAAUAUUCCUGCCCAGCAUCUUCUGGAUCUCCUUCAGAAAGAUAUUGGCAUGGCAAGCAGCAGUAGUAGUGCUUUUUCCUCUGCCUCUAAGACCUCUGUGAAGGCUGCUGCAUCCUUUCCCGGAGAAUCUAAAAGCACUCAAGUUUGCAAACCAGGCAUUGACCAAAGCAUGGUUAGAAGAGAAGGUCCUCCAGGAGAAGUUUCUCCCUCCCAGCAGCACACGCAACAAGCCAACAGAGAUUUAUACCCCGACCAAUCUCAAACCUUGUCGUCGGAGGUCUGCAACAUCACCACGGGAUCCCGUAGUACUAAACCCGACGACAGUAGUGAAGUGUUGCACAGAGAGCUGCUGUCUGAGGUAGAGAGGCGCAGCAACCGUGAAGCUGAAUCUAAAAACCAACAGCGGAAAAGUCCUACGCCACCCGGUCAAUCUCUCACACCAUAUCCCACGGGGAUGCCUGAAGGCAAGCCAAGUGUGACCAGAACAAAUUUGGGUGGCCUACAAUUGACAGGACCGUUUUCAGCAGGCGUUGAACGGGGUCACAGAGAGCAGGAACUCUGGUUCUCAGGGAACCAAACAGGGAUUGAUGGGUCCUACCUGGGUUUCCUUCCACAGUCUCAAUCCACUCCGGGGUUUUUCAAGGCCCCACCUAAAUCAAGUGUCAAGCCUAAAUUAGGACAACUCUCUGACAUAGAAUCGCAUAAAGAGAGCUCGUAUCAGUCAAACACAGGGAUCUUCCCACAGCCAGCUGUUCCUGCAGCUGAUGUCCAUCGCCCAGACACAGCAAAUCGGAGCCAAGAAGCAGCCACCUCUGCAAAAGUCCAGUCUCUCCCAAGUCUCAACUAUAUGCAGAAAGUGGACGCUUGGAGGGCAAAUCAGAGUUCAGGCAAGACGUCACUGUUUGAUAGCUUGGCACUGCAAGGUUUUUCUGGCAUCUCUCCUAAAAAGAAAGCUUACGAUGCAGUGUCUGACUCCCUUAAUCACAUCCUGAGUCAGCAGGCGGAACGUUUACAACAGCCUGUUGUUUCAAGCGCUGCCGAUCAGGAUUUCACACAGAGCUCCUCCACGGCUCCUUCUGGCUCUUCUACAAGAAGAGGGGAGGCGGUAGGUGGUACUCCUAUCGAUAAAGAUAACACUGGCUCUGCAACAAGACCCUCUGCCUCAACCUUUGGCAGGUCACAGUCCCACUCCUCUCUUAGCACCAUUGUCAGGUCGGUCCAGAAAGAUCAGCAGAAAAAAAGACCUGGAGAAAAGGGGAACAGUCAGACUCGGGACGAUGUCCAUCAUCAGCCAAACGCCCCAGUUCAACCGUCGCCUCGCGUGAGCCUAAGCCAGUUCAGUGAUGUGUCACUUGAUCACGAUUUGACACUCUUAAGUUCCCAAGAUAGUUACAACAGCGGAAUUAAGUUAGGAGCUUCCAUCGGAGCUUCUUCUGUUGUAAGCCUAGAAGUUGAUAACUAUGCCCCGUACUGGACUUCAAAACAAUCAACACCACCACCUCUGCCCAAACCGCGAGAGCUCAACAUUGAAGAACGAAUCCCGUUGUAUCUCCAUAACCUGGGCAUUGACCAGUCACCCUCAACGAUCUUAACUCCAUUUGUACCCAGAGGCCCAAUCAGAGAGCCGGAAUUCUCUCCCACUGACCUCUGUACAAUUAAAGGAUCUAUUGGAACCCCAACCAAGAGCACCCAACCAUCUGAAGGUGAUAGUCCCCAUAAAGGACAGUUUUCCAGAUCCAGCAUUCUGUCAGUGGACUCCAGUAUAUCCAUACCGUUGAGCCUGGACAGUCUUGGUCCAGGUGCUACUGUCCCAGAGCGGACCAGGCGGGCUUUUCCUUCAUCAGAUACAGAAGUUAUCCAGAAUAAACGCAGACCGACGCCCUCUUCCCUCCCUGAAAAAGACACUUCUCCUUCCACUCAGCAACAGCACAUGGACCGCUGCUUAACUAGCAGCCAGCAUACCAUCCAGCUAGUAGAUCGUUUUGGCUCUGACCCCUCGUUAGCUACCAGGGCUAGGUGUGGGGAAAGAGACUUGGAUUCACCCUUGCAAACUAGCCGGAGUUUGGAGGAGCAAUGCGCCGAAGACUCUACGGUUAGCUCCGAGGCCUUGUUGGAGAUCCGUCAACUACUCUCUCAGGCGGGGAAUGUGCUAUCUGCUGGGUCUUCUGGGGGUUUCUUAGCUUCCCCUGCACCAUCCAGUCUGCUCGCUGAUGACAUAUUCCUCUCACUGAAGACAAAAACCUCCAAACUCCAGGACUCCUCAUUCUCCUGUUCUAAUGAGGAUCCCAAAACUCGAUCCUCCCUACUAUGCGCUAGGUCCUCAUCCGACUCCAUGCUGACCUCAGAGAAAGUGAGAGAAAGCUCUAUUGGCCGAGAGAGUACGACCUCAUCGCGGCAACAUAAUUAUUCAUCCACACAAGCUCUUGUUCCCGCACCAGCCAAAGGUGCACACAAAAGGCCGCAAGAAAGCACCGCUAGUAGAGGUGCAGGGUCAGCCCUUGUCGUCUCCCAAUCAGCUCGACGUGCAGAGCCCGAAGGCUGCAGCGCAGCUCCCCCCAACAACACAGUCCCACCGCAGCCACCAGUCAUUGUGCCUUUACCAGUUUCGAGUACACAAAUGUUCACCUCUACUCCUACUGACAUAGUGGGUGUCGCAGAGGAGGAAAAACGGACUACUCUGGAAGGUCCUGUACAGAGCAGCUCCUCCUCGCCCGUCCUAGAGGACACUGAUCAGGAACUGAUGAGCGAUGGGAGUAGCGAGGGCUCGCUGGCAGUCAGAGUUGCCAAGUUACUGCAGAGUGAAUCUCCGGCCACCAUGGUGUCCAGUACACCCAGCAUCACUGAGCAGGAGGAGAGCAAAGCCAGAGAGUGGAUUAAACUGAAGAUAUCAGGACAGCAGUGUGAACCUCUGGAGUUGGACAAAGAAGACCGAAAGCGGAUUGAAGAGAUCAAGAGAGAGCUGCUGUUAAAAUACCCUAUAAAGAGUCAGGGGAGCACAGAUGCAGAGAGCAGUACAGCAUCCAGUAUUCGAGUCCAAACUGUGCAGGAUGCGUCUUGGCAAGCAGCAUUAUCGAAGGCAGCGAAUGUCUCUAACAACUGGCCAUCCCAGCCUCUGCAGGGCCUCCGCACAGAUCUCUCGGACUCCAGCGCGCAGCUUCAAAAACCUCUUUGCCCAGAUCUACAGGCUCAGAUAUGUGAGAUUGCUGCCAGGGAAGGGGUAACCCUCCCUAAGAAAAACCUUCAGGCCCUCACAUCUAUUACCAUUGCCACCCGCAGGCGGUCCACCUCCCCCUCUCCCUCCACGUCUCCUGCACCUCCUCUCAGUCCAGCGCCAGGGCUGCUCCACCUGGCCGAGCUCUCAACAGAAGCAGCUGAGCUUUCUAACGCUAACGGGCAGCUUCCCCAUACCGUGGCUGAAGAAGAGGCGACCAGAGAGCCAGCAUCAGCGUUUGAACCAAGCAGUAGUCUCGACACCAGAAACCAAAAUCUGACUUCUACGUCAGCACCAGUGAAACCGAAGAGGCAAGACGCUGUAGGAGGCCAGUUUGAUGAACCUGCCCCACCCUCACAGGGUUUAGGUAGAGAGGAUGUGAAUGCUAAGGAGGACGACAUCCAAUUGUUCACGGGAGACGAUGAGUUAUCUGUCCAGAACAGCUCUUGUUCUGGUGUUGGUCACGAAGCUGAGCAGGCCGCAGGUUCCUCCACAUCGGAAUCCCCAGCCAGGACGGGUCACGUCUCACACGUCCAUCUCACGCUGUCCCCCAAAGCCACUGAUCGCACCUCUUCCACUGCUGUCCACCCCAGUCGUGCUGUUGCUGUUACAGGGUUGCUACGUAAAGAAUUUCCCCCUCUCAGACACACCUCUUCUGCUGCCAGCAGUCCGGACGAAGGUGUCGGUUUGUCCAGUCCACCAGAGUGGUACGACAUCAGAGAGCCAAUAAGACACCAGGUGCCUAAAAGACCCGAGACCUCCACCCUGUUCAAAACCCCUGUGCCUCAGGGACGGAUGACCCUCCCAUCCACACAAUCCUCUACACCAUGUCACAGAGUUGUGUCACAAAGAACCUUAACCACUGAAACACCAGCAGUGCCUGUUCUGUUACCUUAUAAACCCUGUGGCAGUGAGGAGCUCUUCUACAUCCCUCAAACUGAAACCGACAUCUCCUCUACCAACCCUUCUGACACCACCAUGGAGAGCUCCCAUACGGGCUCAGACGACGCUGUGCCCCCACGCUUCAGCAGCGAGGUCCUCGGGCACCGAGACACAGGGUUGGACCGCAGAGUCACCGUCAGACACUCGGAGGGCAUCUACAGCAAGAGGCUGAAAACGGCCACCUUCAAAAUGCACGAGCCCGGACACAGAGGUGCCUCUAUAUCAGCAGAUGGACCUUUGCAAACAAGUGUGACUCAAGCUCCAAAGCAGUUUUCUCAGGUAUCGGCUGCCUUUACCAGAGUGCCUUUAUCAAGCAACCAAGGAGCCUCCAAGAGAGACCAGGGGACCAGCCCGAUGCAGUUCCCCAGUUACGAUCAACCAAAGCCGAGCCGUGUGAGAUUUCACGUGGACUUGGCCUAUGACGAGGCGAGCCAUCACCUGGACCAAAGCCCUGUUCCUCAGACGGGAGAGGAACACGACCAGGAGAAGAGGGACUCUGGCAUCCAUCACCCCACUUCUGAGCAGAGCAGCAGCACUCUGGACCAGCUGUGGAAGAGGUUCUGCGAUCAGUGGAGCCUGGAGCAGUCCCAACCCACCAGUGACAGAGAGGCAUCACUGCUGGAGCGGCUAGAACGCCUGUCCCGUCUUAUUAAUAACACAAGGGGCACUUACGUGUCAGAACUACAAGAAGAAAAUCGGGCCCGGAGCCUACAGGGAGAUGAAACUUCUCAACCUACAGACGAGGACAGCCGUGAUUCCUCCGUCUCGAGCUUCUCUCGAGGCUCCUCCCAGAGUCGGCACCUCUGUCCCGCAGACAGAGACGAGCCUGAGACCUUAUCCACCACGUCCAGCUCAGUGUCCACAGUGGACACAGCGCGGCUGAUCCGAGCCUUCGGCGCCCACAGAGUCCAGAACCUGAAAACGAGCUUGAGCCUCAGUAAACUGUACAGCACCAUCAACAAGCAGAAGGAAGGGAGGGAGCAGCGGAGAGGAAGAAACAAAGAGCUGCCUUACCUCAUCAUGCUGUCAGAGACAACCGGUACUGAUGAAUCCAUAGUUGCUGCUGAUUCUGCAUCAACCAGCACUUACACCCUUCCGUCACACAGCGGUCCCUCCAGGACUCUGGCAGCCAAGAAGAGUGUUAAACUGGUCAGCAGAAGCAUCCAGGCAGGCGACCUGGAGAUUGUCAGUAACGGGACUCGACGUCACACCAGAGAUGUUGGAACCACGUUCCCUUCGCCUGGUGAAGCCAGAACUUCCAGGCAGAUUUCAUCCUUCUCAUCCAACUUAGAGAAGGGAAGAGGGUGGAGGAGCCCCGCUAAGAGUCAGGGCUUACAAAAGCAGAGAAGGAGCAAGAGAAGCCCGCCAAAGACCUACCCUAAAGGUGUUUCAUGGUUCAUCUCUGCUGACAACCUGAGGUCUGAAGUGCGGAAAGAGAACCAGCCAGAGGAAGAGGAGUUGUUGUGGAGGCAGAGCACUGCCUGGUUUGAACCAUACAGCAGAAUCAAUCCACGGAGAGAACCCCUCCGACCGAGACAAGUCCACGAAGACAGAAACAAACACGACAAACCCGAUUUAGAUCCAACGACCAAAACUAUGUCCUCUGGUUUGGCACGGAUCUCUCUCCAGGAGGCUCUGGAGAUGCAUCGUCCAGAGUUCAUCUCUGAGUCCAGGCGUAGGGUGAAGCGCAUGGCUCUGCAGGCGCAGGAGAGGAAGCUACAGGCCAAUUUCUGCAGAGAGAGAGAUGAACUCUUCAGCUGGCUCGGAGGACCACGGAGGCCCGCAGGAACUGCUCUGCUCAGGAGGGCUGUUCCCAGGAAGGAGAUGCUACUGAGAUCCAAACAGAUUUAUGAGACUCUCCCAGAGGUGCACAGGAGGAGAGAGGAGGAAAGAAGAAAAGCAGAGUAUCGAUCUUACCGGCUUAACGCUCAACUCUACAACAAGAGAAUCACCAACCAUGUCCUGGGCAGAAGAACAGCCUGGCAGUGACACUUUUACUGUAGAGGAAAUCAGCAAUGGUAAAUCCAUUGUUUUGUUUUUUUCCCUAAUCUUAAUAACAGAAGUACAUCGAUCGAUGAAUUAGUAAAAUGCAAGAAAUAGAAACCAAAAUGUUUGGAAAUUAUUGUUUUCCCUUUUGAGAAAGAAGUCUAUCUAUCUAUCUAUCUAUCAUUAUGUACUCAUUCCAUACACUCAAAUGUGUUUUUAAUGUAAGGAAUAAACCUGAUUCUUCAGUUUUGCCACAUUCCAUGCUUUGAUUGAACACAAAACACAGCAUCUUAAUGUCUUUAAUUGAUCGGUUGAGCAGGAAGCCACGCAAGGGAAAAGGUUAGACAAGAUUCAGUACAUCAGCUACACAUAAAUAAGAUGUCUGUACAUACACUAUGCCAAUUAAUUAUAAAACUUCAAGUUAGGACAAUACUGUGUAAAUAUAGUCAACAAAUCAGCAUGGAUUGAAGAACUAAGCCUUUUUUUAAAAUGUGCUAUGGCAAACAAACUAUUCUUUGGCAAAGAUGUAGUUUUGCUUUAACAAACCAAACGUGCUCUCUGCAGGUUUAAGGCUCAGACUAAGUUUGAAACGGCAACAGGAAUCUCAGCAGAACAAGGGUAACUUUACUUCGAGCAUGACGGAAACACCAUAUUGUAAUAAAUACUGCAUAAUGCUUCAGCUGAGUUUUUAAAUAAACAUGAAAAAUCUGCUAAAUUG
Molecule: messenger RNA, 7617 nt
Organism: Perca flavescens (yellow perch)
Lineage: Eukaryota; Metazoa; Chordata; Actinopteri; Perciformes; Percidae
Gene: alms1
Product: ALMS1 centrosome and basal body associated protein
Exons: 18
Coding region: 123-6902 (2259 amino acids)
Biological process (GO): regulation of centriole replication
Cellular component (GO): cytosol; centriole; centrosome
Molecular function (GO): microtubule binding
Source: RefSeq, a predicted model, not a curated record